This is a messenger RNA of Akanthomyces muscarius, 363 nucleotides long. RefSeq lists its product as uncharacterized. The transcript has a single exon. NCBI's taxonomy places the organism in Eukaryota, Fungi, Ascomycota, Sordariomycetes, Hypocreales, Cordycipitaceae. The record is from RefSeq and is a predicted model, not a curated record. The coding region runs from base 1 to 363 and encodes 120 amino acids.
AUGCGCCUCUUUGGUGGUUCACCCAACUACGAGCAUCCCCUCUACCAGCUUUAUGCUCGAGUUCUCAAAGCUCUCAAAUCCAUAUACCGACUUGGAGAUGGGCUUGAUGAAGCCGUCAAAGUUGCUAAACGUUACCAGUACGAAAAAAGCCUGGUUUCGGACAUCGAGAGACCUCAGAAAGCAGGCUACGAGGGUGGUUUCAGAGACGCUGGAGAAAAUUCUACCCGCGUUUCGUACAAGGAACUUCUGCCUCCACAGGCCAAGAUUCUCGCCCUUCGAUUUGCCCACCCCACGGGAAAAUUCAACGGAGCAAUACCUGUAGCUCUGGCAAGCGUCAACUGGUUCCAUCUCAUGCAAAUUUAG